Messenger RNA from Branchiostoma floridae (Florida lancelet), 1316 nucleotides. Its product is annotated as protein YAE1 homolog. The coding region runs from base 213 to 824 and encodes 203 amino acids. NCBI's taxonomy places the organism in Eukaryota, Metazoa, Chordata, Leptocardii, Amphioxiformes, Branchiostomatidae. The transcript has 3 exons. The record is from RefSeq and is a predicted model, not a curated record.
GAAACUUACAGUUUAUGAAAAGCAAGUAGCUUUCAUCGAAAUUGAACACACAACCUAUUGCAGGCCAGUGUUGGGAACAUGAGUAUUCAAUAGAUUCAUAAAUAUGCAAAGAAACAAAAAUAUCACGUGAUCAAAUGACGUUUCCAAUAUGGCCGCCCCCUGAAAUUAAUUUUUUUUUUCUUCUCUAGUUUAUUUUUGUCCUAUGCCUCAAUAUGGCGUCUGCUUUUCCGGAGGACAGUCAGAUGGAUGAUGUCUUUGAUGAAGAAACGGGAGAGGACAUGGUCCGCACCAGAGACUUUGAGAGGAUGAAAGAAACGCGUGUAAAACAAGGCUUCCGAGACGGGAUGUCAGAUGGACGACUGACGUCUCUCCAGGAGGGGUUCAAUAGGGGUUACAGUGAGGGGGUCGGUCAGACUCUGCAGCUUGCCAGACUCAGGGGGCUGCUAUGUGGUCUUCUUACUUACCACAUGGCAAAGGAAGGCACCACAGUUUUCAGUGAUCAGGUUGUGAGUGCAAUAGAGCUGCUGAUCACGGAGCUGUCCUCCGUGGAGAACACAGGGUUAGACUCGCAAUCCCAUGGUGCAUCAGCCACCAACCUGUCCAUGGCAGACGACCUGGCCCUGGAGAUGGAGAUGAUGCAGCUCCAAACCAACCAAUCAGGAGAGAGCUCUGGUCUGACAGGAUUAUCUCCCGAACAGGAGCAGAGGAGGAGGCAGGAGAUCGUGUUUCUGUCAUUUCAAAGAAGAUGUGCAGAGAUCUUGAGAGCCAUUGGAUGGGAAGAUGGCUUGAUUGAACAAAUUCUCACGCUUCAAAUUCCUCAAUAAAUGGUACAACCAGAGACACAGUAAGCUAAGUGACAAAGCACAGAUGUUUUCAUCUAUCAAUGAAGAAAUAAAUUUGCUUCCAAAAAAUUUUGCAGUAAAGUAAAGCUGAAACCUUAUUUAUUAUAUAAAACUGCUUUCAAGGGCAGCAAUGUUGAGAAGUCUUUGCCUUUAGGCUCUCAUGUUUAGCUAGAUAUGCUACUAGUAUUUAUUGCAAACUCAUGUGCAAAAAAAGCUGUUUGCUUAACAAUUAUAAGACAGUAUGGGUUAUUUCCAGUAAGCAAAGGAAGUACUACAAAUGUUAAACGAUGAUUGGAAAGUAAUCAUAUAAAAUCUACUUCUACAUUGUGAGCAAUGCAUUGUGUAUACAUGUUGCACGAUUCUUGCAUGCAGUUAACAUGUAACUGUACACUUGUUCAAUAGAAAAAGAUUCACAGUUUGUAUGAUAUAUAUAUUUAAUGAAAAAGUGUACAAUUAAAGGUUAUCAAAAUGCAA